This is a messenger RNA of Notolabrus celidotus (New Zealand spotty), 1110 nucleotides long. RefSeq names its product complement C1q-like protein 3. The record is from RefSeq and is a predicted model, not a curated record. Gene Ontology annotation, molecular function: protein binding. The transcript is spliced from 4 exons. The coding region runs from base 75 to 752 and encodes 225 amino acids. Lineage: Eukaryota; Metazoa; Chordata; Actinopteri; Labriformes; Labridae.
AUCCAUGAUACUUUCACUGCUGGUCAGAUCAUCAAUUUCUAUCCUCACUGAAGCUCCCGUCACAAAGCGUCAACAUGAAAGCUUUUAUACUGCUGUGCAUGCUUUAUUCAGCUUUUGGAAAGAGCGCUUGCAACCCAUACAUUUGGAACCCACGGGGAAGCCCAGACUCAGCCAGGGAGUGUAGGGCGGACCAGGGUUCUUGUGGCUGUUGUACCAUACUUCGCGAGGUUGACAAGUUAAGGGAGCAUUUUGACCAGAGUCUGAGUGAGUUAGAAGAGGAAUACCAGAAAGCGAACCAAAGUUUUAACAAUAUACAAGCGAGCCGCACUGCCUUCUCUGGCGCUCUAGCUGAUGAUGCUUAUCGUGGGUGUAUGGGGCCGCACAAUGAAGACAAGGUCAUCAAAUACAAUUAUGUUUUAAUUAAUCUGAAUAAUGGCUAUAAUCAAACCACAGGUAUCUUCACCGCUCCCUGCUCAGGCUUUUACAGCAUCGCUUUCACAGUCUACAGUGAUGCUGGUUCUGCCGGCAGCAGCUUGGAAGCCUGUGCCGUGUUGAUGGUUGACAAUGAGAACAUAGGCGGGGUAACAGACAGAAACCAGCAUGACCAAGAGGACAGUACUUCUCAUGUCAUAGCCCUCAAGCUUCAGGAAGGGAGCAAGGUGGCUGUCAUCCUUCCCGCUGGAUGUUUUCUCUGUGAUGAUAGCAGCCGCUAUAACACUUUCAGUGUCUUUCUGAUUUAUGCAACUGAAUAAGUUAAGGAAGUUUAGUGAGCUGGUUUAUGUGUGAACACCUUUUUAACAUGAGUAAAGAAUGCUAGAAAUCUCACUGCGCCUCAUCUUUGUUCUUUUGAAAGGAAGAGAGAACACUGAAGAUGUCAAAGGAUAACUAUCUUUGUUCUGUUACUGCUUGUCUUUUUCUUUAUGAAACUGUGUAAUGUAACACUGGAGACGAACAAUAAGCUCGUACAGUUAAAAGUCAAUGAAACAGGACAGUGUGACAGUACAUGUUCAUGUCUACAUAGAGAUAGUUAAGUAUUGAAAUUGUCCUCUUACUUUGCUUAGUAUUUUUGAUUCACUUACCCCAGUGUUGAUUGAAAUGGGCUAUUUUGCA